AGCAUUUCUCUCGUCUCUAUGUAUGCAUUCAUUUAACUAAUUCUUCACUCAUUUCUUAUUAUCCAUUGCAACCAUUCGUUAAAUUCUUAAACAAUUUUAUCAAAACAAAAACUUUGUCAUCAUUUUUAGAGAAUUUCAUCCAAAAGGCUUUUGAUUGAUUGAAAAAUGAGUGAAACUGAAGAGAAAGCCGUCAAACAAGAGACCGGAUUUAUGGGUCAAAUCCGGCGGCUGUCGCGCCGUUUCUCCGGAACCCUAUUGAAUGUGGACUCCAAAGCCGGUCCCCAUUUCACACACAGCGGCCGUAAAACCAUAUAUUCGUACGACGACGAGGAACAGCUCAGGAUUGGUGGAGUGGCGGCCGAAGAACUAAUUGAGAAAUACGGUAAAUACAAGCUCAGGAUUGGUGGAGUGGCGGCCGAAGAACUAAUUGAGAAAUACGGAACACCACUUUAUGUCUAUGAUGUGAAUCGAUUGACCGAUAAUUAUAACGUCUAUUUGGGUUCUCUAAGAAAUGUCAAGAAUUUUAUGCUCUGCUAUGCCGUCAAAGCCAACUCAAACUUAGCACUUCUGGAUAUUUUCUCACGUCUUGGCUGUGGCUUUGAUGUGGUUUCUGGAGGAGAGAUAUCAAGAUGUCUGGCCGUUGGCAUCGACCCAUCAAAGAUAGUUUACAGCGGAUGUGGGAAAUCAAUUGAGGAAAUUGAUUACGCCGUCAGAUCUGAAGUAUUUUGCAUUAAUGUCGAGUCGUGGGGAGAGUUGGAGCGCAUUGAGGACAGGGCUCGCGCCCACAAUAAAGUCCAAAACGUCUCCAUUCGUGUCAAUCCCGACAUUAACCUCGACGGCCAUUCGCACCCACAUAUUCUGACGGGUUCUUCGAGUCACAAGUUUGGAGUUCCUAUCAAUGAGGCGCCAGAGAUCUACAAUCGGGCCAAAGCGUCGGCUCACCUCAAAAUAAAGGGCAUAUCGUGUCACUUGGGCUCAAGUAUCCAACAGUUGGAGCCAUUCAUUGAAGCGCGAGACAAACUGUUGGCCUUAGCGGACGAACUGCGAAAUGAAAACCGCAUUUGGGUCGAGCACAUCAACCUCGGCGGUGGGUUUGCCGCACAAAUCGCCACCAACUUAGAUGUGCCCGACAUUCCCGGUUGGGUCGAGAAGUUGGCCAAACCUAUCACCGAAAGGGGACUUAAAAUGGUUCUGGAGCCGGGACGCAGUCUUAUGGCUGACGCCGGAGUACUUCUCACGAAAAUAGAGUACGUGAAGAGAUUCGGGUCGUGCGGAUCGGGACAGAGCUCUCCGCGUUCGGGUUCACUCGUCAACGCCGAGAUACCCGUGCGCUCGAAGUCGGGCACCGCUCCCAAGGCUUUCGUUGUGGUGGACGCGGGAUUCAAUGACUUCGCCAGAACUGCUCUCUACGGACAACAGCAUAAGAUCAUACCCUCGAACGCCAAAGUGGAACAGUUGCCCGGUUUGCCAUCCGAGUACAAGUACGACAUCGUUGGCCCCAUUUGCGAGUCAACCGACUGUUUCUUCCGGGACUUAAUUCUGUCCCAAAAACUAGAGCCCAAUUCCGCGCUCGCCAUCUGUGAUGUCGGCGCUUAUGGGAUGACUCUAUCGAGUAAUUACAACACUCGUAACCGCGCGGCAGAAGUGCUCAUAUCUGACGGACCAACUCAUACACUGAUCCGCGAGCGCGAGAAAUACGAAGACCAAUACGCGAAGGAGAGGACUGCGACUGACAUUAAUCUCAGAGCUCUGGAGAUGUUGGAGGAGUUUGCCAGCAGAGAGGACCUUGCUCAGACUGAGAAUGGCAACCAAUGAACUCACACACCAGUCAUUCCCAUGUCUUCUACUUUUAGACUAUAUUUUUAGAUUACUUUACUUUUCGAAAUAGAGUACAACAAACUAAAGGCAUUUUAAUUUUGUGCUCAAAUUUCAAAUGCUUUUUUGUAUAAAUAUAUUUUUACGAUUAAUAUAUUAAUAUUUAAAACGUAUAAAGUAUAUGAUUAUUAUUAAUAUAUAAACUGAUAUAUUUAUCAAUAUAUACCGUAACUAACUAAACAAGUGUUUAGAUACUAUGAGAGAAUCUGUUGGAAUUGAGAAUAAUGUAUACUUUAGUCCUGAAGAAUAUUCUCUUAAAAGUCGAUUACUAUGGAU
Oppiella nova is the source of this 2151-nucleotide messenger RNA. NCBI's taxonomy places the organism in Eukaryota, Metazoa, Arthropoda, Arachnida, Sarcoptiformes, Oppiidae. The record is from the annotation of a GenBank genome assembly.